This is a messenger RNA of Rotaria sordida, 2034 nucleotides long. The record is from the annotation of a GenBank genome assembly. NCBI's taxonomy places the organism in Eukaryota, Metazoa, Rotifera, Eurotatoria, Philodinida, Philodinidae.
AUGGCAACAGCUCCUCCAGUUUUCUUUGAUCCUGCACAAUUUCCAUUCACUAUGCCUAAUGUUCUACUACCUCCUCCUGUUCUUCCUCCUCCUCCUCCUCCUCCAGCACCACCGGCUCCAUCAAAAUCUAGUUCACUAGAUGUCUUGAAAAUCCUGAUCGGUUUACUUAUUGUAUUAAUACUUGGUGCUAUUCUUGCUGUUUUUAUAUUCUUACCACGUACAUCGAAUCAAACUGAUUUACGUGAAUCGAAUGAAAAAAUUGCUAAAUUAUUAAGUGACUCAAAUAAAGAAAUAGCACGAUUACAACGUGAACAAAUAUUAUAUAUUGAAAAUGAACGUCAAAGACGUCAAGAAAAUUUAAUUGAAAAACAUCGUGUAGAAGAUCGAUUAUUUGAACAACAACGUUAUGAACGACAAUUAUCUAUUGAAAAUCAACGUCUUGAACGUCAAUAUAAUUUAACUGAAAUACAUCGUUCAGAAGAUCGAUCAAUUGAACAACAACAACGUGAACAAGAUUUAAAACUUGCAAUACAACAAUUAAAACAACAGUUUGAAACUGAAGAAAAACGUUUGCAAAUAUUAUUAGAAGAAAAACAAUCCAAUGAACAACGUAGGAAAAAUGAUAUUAAUAAAGAAUAUACCGAAUUAUUAACAGAUUUUAUCGAUAAAAUUAUGUCAGCACAACAACCAUUGAAUAUAACUAAUCUCGAAUUGAAAGUUCGUUCAUUAAUACGUCGAUUUGAUUCUCUUUAUAAAUCAUUAUUGAUUCGAUUUUUAUACAAAUCUAAACUUCUGUAUGUUCAAAAUGCAGAUAGUCCAACUUUAGAUUUACAAGGAGCGAAUUUAAAAAAUCUUGAUUUAGAUGAUAUGGAUGUUGAAUUUGAUCAAAUCGGUCGUUGGUUAAAUUAUACUCAACUUUCAUUACCAUUAACGAAUUUAAUCAAUGCUUCAUUUGAACAAAUAUAUUUAAAUAAAGCUAAUUUUAGUUGGUGUAAUAUGACUGGUACUUCAUUUCAUGGAUCACAAAUUAUUCAAACAGAUUUUUAUCGAGCUUAUUUAUCUCUCACCAAUUUUAUUGAUACUAAUGUAUUUCAAAGUAAUUUUUCAUAUGCAACAAUUCGACGUGCUUCAUUUCGAAAUGCAAAUUUAUCUCAAGCAUAUAUGCAUAAUGCAGAUCUUGAAUCAACAGAUUUUCAAGAUAUUAUUGCUUUUCAAACAGAUUUUUCUGAAUCUAAAAUUUCGUCGGCAGAUUUUCGUUCAGCAAAUCUUUUUCAAGCUCAAAUGGUUAACGUAUUCGCUCAAUCAACAAAUUUUCAUACUGCAAAAGCUAUGCAAACAAAUUUUUCAUAUGCUUAUAUGCCAGAUUGUAUUUUUCAAUGGGCAGAUCUAACAGAUGCAUCAUUUAGAAAUACAUUUUUGGGUGGUGCUAAUUUUGAAAAUGCUAAUGUAGUUAAUGUGGAUUUUACUGGAGCUAAUCUUAUUAGUGUAAAAAUUACUCCAGGACAAUUAAAUGUAGUUCUAUCCAUUGCACAAGCAAUUCUACCCGAUGGAUCCAAAGGAAAAAAUAGAAAUUUAGUACAUAAUGGUAAUGCAAGCUGUACGGGAAUUUCUGGUACAAUAGCCAAUUGGAAUAGCAAUGGAGACGUUUUUACUAAACAAGAUGAAUUUAGUACUGAUGAAUGUGUUUUUCAAGCAAGAAAAAUAAAUGCGACAUUACAACAAACUAUUGAUGUACGUCGUUAUGAACGAUUGAUUGAAAAUGGACGAAGUAAAAUUUAUCUUGAAAUGCAAGAAAAAGCAGCAGGAACUUUAAAUUUAUCUAAUCUACCUGCUUAUAUCAAUGUACGUUUUAUUGAUUCGAAUAACAAUCAAAUUGGUCUUGAACAAUCAACAUUACAUAUAACUUUGUUUACGCAACCGUCAACAUUUAUUGCUACUAUUCCAUGUCCUUCAACUACUGUCGAACUACAACUUACCAUUGUAUUUCAAGAAGCAAAUGCAACUGUUGAUAAUAUUUAUGUCACCAUUGAAUAA